AUGGAAAAAGUAUGGAGUACAAAGAAAUCAGAAAUUGAAGCUUUAAGACGAGAAAUGUGGAGCAAUAAUAGUGACAGGUUAUUAGCAAAUGUAAAAAACAAAUGGUUAGAAAAGGUGAAUAAAACCAUUACAUAUGCAAAAGAGGAAACGCGCAAACAUAAACAGAAGAUGAAAGAAAGAUUGGAAACUUUAAAUAAUGCAAAGUGCAAUAUACAAACUAAAUUAGAAGACGAGAAAACGCUGGAUUUCAAGGAUUUCAUUCCCCUUUGGAAGUCAAAGAAAGAAUGCCGAAUUCUCAGUGUUGAUGAUCAUGUGAAAAAUGUUUUUUCUACAGCAAUAUCCACAUUGAAAGACGAACUCGACGAGGUCUUUCGGGCAACUUUCUCAAAAUGUUAUGGUAACUGUGCCCCGGAAAGUGUGAGAGAUAUUGAUAUCGAUGUUGAGAGCCUUUGGGACAUAACGUGUGAUCGUCAGAAAAGAAUAUUUUGUUCUGCGAAGAAUGCCUCAACAUUAUAUAUAAUGCAUGAAAAUCAGAAACCCAAAACAAAUAUCAGAACAAAUGAAACUCCGGAGUAUAUCGCUAUUUCCCGUAAGUCAGAUUUCAUAUACUUCACAUCGGCAAAUCAGAUUUUGACCAUGCCAUUAGAUGAAACAGGUCUAGAUACUAGUGAGCCGACUGAAUUUUAUCGGGCUGAGGAUAUGUGGGAGCUUUGUGGUUUAACAGUUACAUCAAGCAGCAAUGUUCUCCUUUGUUUAUCAACGGAGAAAGAAGGGAAAGUGUUAGAAAUAGCGAAGGAUGGAAACGUUAUUGAUGAAUAUCAACACGAACAUGCAACAAAAGCUAAUCCUUUCUUUACCAAGCCCCUUUACGUUGCAGAAAAUAAUGCUAAUUUCAAUAUUUGCGUGUCUGAUUUUGAAAAAGUACUUUCGAUCACAAAGGAGAAGACCGUUCAUUUCAUUUACAAAGGGACUGCAGAUGCUCAAUUAAAUUCGCUUGAGCCACGAGGAAUUGAUUUUGACAGUAAUGGUUAUUUGUAUAUAUCAGAUUUUGCUAAUAAAUGUGUUCAUCGUUUAGACAAAGACGGUAAAUUCCUGAACAUGAUCGCAAAAGGAAAAUUGUUUAAGCCAACUGGAUUAUGUCUAGAUCAUGAAGACCGGAUAUUAGUAACCGAGUUUGAAAAUCGACGAAUCAAAAUAAUUGAGAUGAAAUGA
Messenger RNA from Ostrea edulis (European flat oyster), 1212 nucleotides. RefSeq lists its product as uncharacterized. Gene Ontology annotation, molecular function: ubiquitin protein ligase activity. The transcript has a single exon. Lineage: Eukaryota; Metazoa; Mollusca; Bivalvia; Ostreida; Ostreidae. The coding region runs from base 1 to 1212 and encodes 403 amino acids. The record is from RefSeq and is a predicted model, not a curated record. Gene Ontology annotation, biological process: protein polyubiquitination; proteasome-mediated ubiquitin-dependent protein catabolic process.